Vicia villosa (hairy vetch) is the source of this 1287-nucleotide messenger RNA. RefSeq lists its product as uncharacterized. The transcript has a single exon. NCBI's taxonomy places the organism in Eukaryota, Viridiplantae, Streptophyta, Magnoliopsida, Fabales, Fabaceae. The record is from RefSeq and is a predicted model, not a curated record. Gene Ontology annotation, molecular function: zinc ion binding; nucleic acid binding. Bases 1 to 1287 code for a protein of 428 amino acids.
AUGGAAGAGAAGGAAACGAUCAACGAUUAUGUGACCCGUAUUACGCGUUUGGUGAAUCAAAUCAAAUCGUGUGGGGAAACUAUUUUAGAGCAGAAUGUUGUGUCAAAAAUCUUAUGUUCUUUAAUGUCAAGAUUCGACAACAUUGUAGUGGCUAUUGAAGAGUCGAAGGAUCUUGCGUCAUUGAGCAAGGAUGAGCUUCAAAGUUCCUUAGAAGCACAUGAACAAAGAAUGGACGAGAGAGGAAGCAAUAAGGCAAAGGUGGAGAUAGCUUUGCAAGCUCGUUUCAAUGAAAAGAGUAAAGGUUCGAAAGGGAAAUGGAAUUCGAAAGGGAAUCAAGGUGGUGGUGAUUCUCAAAAUUCGAAGGGACAAAAGGGUGAGAGUAGCAACUCAAAUGGUUAUGGUGAUCGGAGCAACGCGAAAGGUGGAAAACUGAGAGACAUGAGCAAAAUACAAUGCUGGAAAUGUAAGAAACUUGGGCAUUUCCAAGCAAAGUGUGGUGCUAAACAGUGGGAAUCUAAAAGGGGUGAAGCCAAGGUUGCGAGGCAAGAGGUGGAUGAUAAAGCCACACUCUUGAUGAUGAUUACCGAUGAGUUUGGUGGCAUGACAGAGGUGCUGGACAGCAGCUGCAAGUCACGAGACAGCAGCUGCAGUAGUGCAGAAAACGCGGCAGAUUUGGGCUCGGAACAAAAUGUGAUGAUUUUGGUUCGAGAUGAAACCCAGGGCAGUGAGGAGUGGUACUUAGACUCUGGUUGUUCAACGCAUAUGAAGGGGAGAAAAGAUUGGUUUGUGCAAAUCAAUCAAGUGGCAAAAAAUAAAGUGAAGUUUGCGGACGAUUCCACUCUCAUGGUCGAAGGUGUCAGUGAUGUGUUGAUCGAGAAAAAGAAUGGUGGACAUUCUAUGAUCAAGGAUGUGCUAUAUAUUCCAGGUAUUAGGUGUAACCUUUUGAGUGUUGGACAAUUGCUUGAGAAAGGUUACAAUAUACGUUUGGAAGAUAAGAUCUUGCGAGUUGCCGAUGCUAGUGGUGUGUUGAUCCUAAAGGCUCCUAUGGCUACCAAUAGGACUUUCAAGGUUGAGCUGAAAGUAUUGGAGCAUAUGUGUUUAACUACAACUUCAAGUAGAGAGGAGUGGUUAUGGCACUAUCGUCUCGGUCACUUGAAUUUUUGUGAUCUCAAAGCGUUGCAACAAGAAGGUAUGGUUACCGGGAUGCCACACAUCAAUAUUCCAGCUGAGUUGUGUGUGGAAUGUGUAAGGGAAAGCAACACAAAGGGAGUUUUAGAAAGGAUGUAG